Fomitiporia mediterranea MF3/22 is the source of this 1935-nucleotide messenger RNA. Its product is annotated as P-loop containing nucleoside triphosphate hydrolase protein. The record is from RefSeq and is a predicted model, not a curated record. NCBI's taxonomy places the organism in Eukaryota, Fungi, Basidiomycota, Agaricomycetes, Hymenochaetales, Hymenochaetaceae. Bases 1 to 1935 code for a protein of 644 amino acids. Gene Ontology annotation, molecular function: ATP hydrolysis activity; ATP binding; ABC-type oligopeptide transporter activity. The transcript is spliced from 12 exons.
AUGCUGAAAGACCUUGGCAGCCUCAAGAACUGCUGGCUCGUGCUAUGUGUCUAUUCUACGUGUACUGUGAUUCUUUCACUAUUACCUGCCAUAACUCUAUGGUAUUCUGGUCAAAUGAUAAAAAUAGUCGAGUCUGCCGUGCAAACGCGGAGUGUUGACAAGGCCGUACUAAUUAGAGUUGCUGUCGGACGAAUGGCUGUUGCAGUAGUGAAACGGCUCAUCAAUCACGUCAAAAGUAGGACUAUGUUAAUACUAGACCAGCGUAUCAAGGCACACUAUGGGGGACACAUCUUUGAGGCAUACGCACGACUGGACCUCCCGACAUUCGAAGACCCCAUCGUACGACGUCAGCUUGAAGGAGCAGCGGGCGGACGGACUUCAGUCGCAUGGGAUACCGUGCAAAUGCUUGCGAAUACAGUAUCACACGUCAUACAGUUGGUAUCUCAGGUUUCCGUUCUGCUUAAUGUCCUGCGUGGGCACCAAGAUGGUACUUUGAUAGCCCUCUUAAGCUUCAUCUCACCCUUGUUGCAAUGGAUGCGUUUUCAGCAAUAUAUCUUUCGCGGAGCAUGGGCGGCUACGUGUCGCAAUGAUGACUAUAUUAGAAUACAAGGCUUGAAACGAAUGGUCACAAGUCCCGCACACCGUAAAGAAAUUGUCGCGGGUAACCUCUCCGACCGCCUAAUCAAAGAGUUCUACGUUUCCUUGCAGGGAGUAGGUGAUGAUGGGGGCGAGUUUUAUGAGCUACGACGAAAACAUUUCCUUCGUGACAGACUCACUUCACUGUCUCUCCUUUCCGAACCUCUCAAGGAAAUGCCACAAAUCGUCUUUGCAUUGCGUGCAGUCCAAUACCCUGCUUCAAUACCUGUCACACUAGCGUCUCUGCACCUAAUCCAAUCGACUGUCUCGUCCUUCUCGCACUCUCUCCUGUCGUUCUUCGAUGAAUUUGGCUCCGUUGCGGAUCACCUUGAUUCAAUUCGCAAGUUAUAUGGAAUCGGGAAUAUCCGGCUAAAAGUCGUAGAUGGAACAGAACCAUACCCGGAAAAUGCGCAAGAAAUCAAUUCGGGCAUUUCUGUCGAAUUCAGACAUGUAUCUUUCAAAUACCCGGGCAGUGACGUGUUUGCUCUAAAUGACGUCUCAUUCAAGAUAGAUCGUGGGCAGCUUUGUGUCAUAGUUGGCACUAACGGCAGUGGGAAAAGCACGAUACUCAAACUUCUAAACCGACUUUACGACCCUUACGAAGGCGAAAUAUUAAUAGAUGGCAAGAAUAUAAAGACUUUGAGGUUGAAGGACUUGAGGCAUGCUAUUGCCGUUCUCUUCCAGGACUACUCUCAUUUCCCACUUUCAAUUAAAGAUAAUAUCGGACUUGGUGAUCCAUACUCACCGUACGACGAACAUCGAAUUGAACAAUCCGCGAAGGCAGGUGGUGCAUACGACUUUGUUGAGAAGCUUCCAGACGGCUUCGAUGCAUACCUCGAGCGUCCCGUCCCGGAUCAUUAUUCUGCUCUUCCAGAGGGUACAAAGACACUCUUCGGUCGUACAUUAGAUCAUAAUCGAGUCCGAAGAGCGGGCGAGAUGGGUGUUGCAGAGUCGAGCUCGUUGAGUGGUGGACAAAUGCAGAGACUUGCCGUCUGUCGAACGUUCAUGCGCUCGGUCGCGGAGGAUAGUGGUGUUGGUCUUCUCCUUUUUGAUGAGCCAAGUGCUUCAUUGGAUCCCCAAGCUGAGCACGAUUUAUUCGAGCGCUUACGAGCACUCCGUGGAAACAAAACGAUGAUUUUCUCGUCACAUCGAUUCGGAAACCUGACUCGACACGCAGACGUCAUCUUGUAUAUGAAAGAUUCAGUCGUGGAGGAAGUCGGAACACACGAUUCUCUAUUGCGACAAGGCGGAGGUUAUGCGAGUAUUUACAACCUGCAAGCAAAAGCUUUCUUGCCAUGA